UGUACACGUAAUUAAUGAACAAGAAAAUGCUGGCGUUACGGUCAGAGGACUUUCCGACAUAAAGAUGAGAAUUCGAAAUAGUCGGUCAAAUUUCUCCCAGACAACUCCACCUGAGACCACACCUAGGGCUGCUCAUCUUCAUUCACAUCAAGGUUCACAAGGUGACCGCUUUCCAGUUGAAGAAGAGAAUAGACGCAUGGGAUGGUCCUGCUUUGCAAUAAAACAACUUCCUGCUCAAGUUGCAAGGGAGGAUCUAUUGCAUGAUGAAAUGGAAACAGAAAGCAGUACAGGAAUUAGGCCUUUGAACUGUGUUGUUAAGGAGAAAGAUGCGAAACAUUGCAUGCAAAUCAAUACAAAUCCGGCCUCAGAAGGGCAGAGUGAAGGAGCAGCAGAUAAAAGGAAAGAGUUUUCUUCAUGCGCUGGCUUUCCAGGGGGUAGAGAAAGCACAACUUCUGCUGCAGAAAUUGUUCUUCCUUACACUUUUUCUCAACCAGGAGAGAAACUGCCGUUUAAGAAAAGAAAACCUUAUAACCACACACAGACUGUAGUAGAGAUGGAAAUAGAGGAAGUAGAAGAUGUCAUGCCUGAAGUAAAAGUGGAAGAUGCAAUAAUGGAAGCAAAAGGAAAAUGUGUGUCGGUAGAAGUUGAAGCAGAAGAUCAUUUAACAGAAGUUAAAGAAGAGGAUGCACCAGUUGAAGUUGAAGCGAAAGAGGCAACAGUAGAAAUGAAAGAGGAAGAUAAAUUAGUUAAAGUGGAAGUGGAAGAUGCAGUAUUAGAAGAGGAAGAUGAAAGAGCGGAAGUGGAAGAGUGUGCUACAGAAGAAGUGGAAGAAGAAGUUGCAACAAUGAUGGUAAAAGUGAAAGAUGCAACAGUGGAAGAGGAAGAUGCAAAAUUAGAAGUGGAAGAGGACAGUAUGAUGGUAGAAGUAAAGGUGGAGACAACAAAAAUGAAUGAGCUAGAUUAUUUCAAUGAAGAUGAUCUUCAGAAGACACAGAGUAUUAACUACACUGUUACUUAUGGCUGUGGGACAUAUGUGCCUUAUCUGAACUUUGAUGAAAACCAGCAGGGGCACCAAAAACAAGAAAUUGGUUUAGAAGAGACAGAAUUUGAGCCAAAUGAGAGGCCAAGAAGGGGAAGGAAAAGGAACCGAUCUGGUCAGUCAGCUAGCAGCAAUAUGCCUCUUCAUUUUGCUGGAAUUAUGAUUGCUAACACAUCGACGAGGGGAAAGCAAAAGCUAAAGAGAGGAAGGCCAAAGAGGAUGCAAGAUUAUUCAGUUCAUGGGAAUCACGGGGGGAGGCAAGAGCUAAAUAGAGGAAGGCCAAAGAGGACGCAAGAUCAUUCAGUUGAGGGGAAUCAAGGAGCGAAAAGGAGAAGAGGUCGCCCCAAGGGGAGCACACCAAACAAUAGGGAUCUCAAAAUGCCAAAGCCUAAGAGGGGAAGACCAAAGAGGGUGAAAGAUCAACCUGGCAACGAGUUAAUGUAAAAGCAUAGUGGCUGCCUCAAUGUGUUUUGUAUCAUUGUAAGAACUUUAGUGGAGUUUCCCUUUAUGUACUAAUAAGUAAGUAUUGUCUGUCUUUUAGGAUUUAUGUUUUAUGAUCUACAGCAGAAAAGACUAAAGUGGAAGCUGAAAAACUUGUUUCUGUAAUGCCUAUUUACGGAUAAUGUUCGAAAAA
Prunus mume (Japanese apricot) is the source of this 1673-nucleotide messenger RNA. Lineage: Eukaryota; Viridiplantae; Streptophyta; Magnoliopsida; Rosales; Rosaceae. The record is from RefSeq and is a predicted model, not a curated record.